Molecule: messenger RNA, 1875 nt
Organism: Podospora pseudocomata
Lineage: Eukaryota; Fungi; Ascomycota; Sordariomycetes; Sordariales; Podosporaceae
Exons: 3
Coding region: 1-1875 (624 amino acids)
Source: RefSeq, a predicted model, not a curated record
AUGGCCGAUACCCAAGUCGAAGCCGACAAUGACUCGUGGAGCUUCAAGAAAAAGGAGCUGCUGACAGAGCAGCCUGGUCUUGAGGUCGUCCCGCAAGAGCUUCUCGAGAGCAAGGAUCAUUUGGCACAAGCUCGCCCACCAGAGACCGCAAAAUACCCAGUCUCGCCAACGGUUUCGACUCGCGAUGCAAAAUUCAAGAUUGAGAGCGGCCUGAAGUCCGGAGAUUCCUCUCCUGAGCCCGUAAGCACCGACUUUCCCGAGGUGGCGGAUCCGCGACAGGUUGAGGCGGCCAAUCAAGCUAGGCACUCCUCACGACAGAGACGGAGGAGACUGAUCAUCAUCGGAAGCGUUGUCCUGGUCAUAAUUUGCGUCGGUGCGGUUCUGGGCGGGGUGUUGGGCAGCAGGGCCGCCAGUCAACGAGGGUCCAUUGGAGAGAAGGCAGCUACAACAACGGGCCCUGCGAGUCCAAGCAGCGCGGACAAGACGGCUCUUGGGUACCAAGCUAUUACGGAUCGCAGCUCCCUAGCCGUGACAGCGAGAAGAAGGCGAGAUGGAAGCACUGAGGGUUGGUUGUUCUACGAAGACCAGGGUGGUGAACCGCAGAUGCUCCGAUGGGAUACGAAGCGAGGAGGCAUGCUGAAGGCCACCAACGAGUUUACAAUAAAGGAGCCGGCCUCGUACCUAACUUCAAGGGCUACAGGGAUGGCUGCAACUACGAUUCUCCAAGGUCCUGAGGACAAUCCUAGGAUCCUUCUGCUCGUCAGCAAGAUAUUCGAGAGAGGAUUUCAAGCCGAUUCAGAUCCCAAUUUGCCAGGCAGAGGUUCGGUAGUGUUUGGUUAUGAACUGGACCGGGACGGUAAUCUCGGCAACGCAAGCCGCAUAGGGGAUCACGCACUGAUCGUCAACAAACAGGACUAUAUGGAGGCCCGCUUAUUGAGUGCAUCCAUUGUGACAGCUUACUGGCCUUGGAUUAUUCACUGGUCUGGAGGACCUCCUGCAUCUGGCCUGUCUGCGGUCGAUAACCCGGUUGUGAAGGUGAUAGAGGCGCGCAAUCAGAUGGGCGACAAUUUUGCGCAAGGACCAGAUUGGGCCUUCCGAAACUUGUCUAUAGGGGGAAAGGUAAAUACCAAGGUCUCAAUCGUUCCUCUCAGUGCCGACUUCAAGAAGUCAUCGGACCCCAACUAUGACAAGGAACCGCGAAACGGGUACGGCAUGUUCUACCACGAUCCAGACGACCGUCUCAAGUUCGUGCACCGAAGUUGGGGCACUGAGAGAUCGCCAGCAUUUUAUUUACCUGAGCUUCCCGAUAAGAGGCUCCCGACCGAUGAUCAACUAGGGAGAUCAGCCAUCUCGGCUUUUGCCGUGGCGAAGCGGCCGCCAGAAAAGAUCUCGACAAGAAUCCAGCAAGCCACUUUUACUAUGAUGAGUCCCACUGAGACCAUUAAUCUAGAAGUGGUGGCAUGGGCUGGGGGGAUGGGGACCCCACAACCAACGGCCCUCGUGGAUGCCGAGCUGCCUCCGAACAGCGUGGAUGUCGGCGUUGCCUACAUCAACCAAAAUCGACAGUUUGAGCUCCUGUUUAUGUCGACCAAUACCGGAUACAGUAACUGGUACACGAUCGAUACAGCGGAAGUCAACAAGCUGGCGCCACCAGAUCUCUUUACUGAUGUUGCCUGUCUCACCUUGGCAAGCGGCGCUGUUGGUGAAGAUGGGGAGGAGUGGUUGCUGCCACGGCAUCAGGAUGAGGAGGGGACCAUCGCUACGUGCUUUUACCAGAGCGGCUCCAAGGUGGUCAAGGUGAGGUGGAUUGGGGAAAUGUGGGACACCAAGUGGGAUGUUGAGUGGUUACCUAUUCCGACGGGGGAUUCUGGGUGA